UCUGAAUCUCUUUCCAUCCUGUCGCUCUCUUCCUUCACAGUCUCUCAUCCAGCCAGCACCCGGCCAGUCGUUCGUUCUCACGCUCUUUUGUGCUUUCAUCACCCCGCAAGAACCCAUUCCCCAAGAAACUUGAAUCUAACUAAACGUGUCGCUCCCAUCUCAAAUCUACCAUCAUGUUGUUCGCCAAGUCCACUCUCCUUGCCACUUUGGUGGUUCUCUGCAACGCCGUUGUUGCCUCACAGACCAACGCUUGUCUGCUUUCUGCAGUGGGCUCCCAGCCAAACCCCGCUGAUCUCCAGGCUAUCUGCGUCACAAACGUCGACAAAGUGAAGACCAAGAUUGCGGAUCUCUGCGGAGACGAGACCCAAAUGGCUAUGGUGCAGUUUGAGGACACUUGCGCGUCCGCAGGCUACAAGGACGUGAACCACACAUUUACAGCUUCCUCUGGCAUCGCCUCUUCUACCUCCGGACCCAAGACCACCAAGACGGGCCCUGUCAUUGUCAACCCCACUGCGUCUCGUUCUAGUGUGAUUCCCUCCUCCAGCUCUAGCCAGUCCCAUAGUGCCUAUCCGAGUCAGACCGUCUCGUCGGGCUCGUCUGACCGCCAGCUCUCUGCUGCUGCGUUUGCGGCGGUUGUGUUUGUGGGAUUUGCAGCGACGCUGUAGGUCGAUCCACUUCUGUUUCCAAGCCGUGGCUUUGCGUCACCCGUGUAUCUCGUUCGAUUCGUGUCGCAUUUAUUCGGCCACUGUCACAUGUUAUAUGAGCGUAUCCAUCUGCAGGGACAUGAUGUUCGGGUUCGGCAACGGGCGUGAUUUCCUCACGAGCUCUGUAUAGUUAGCAAUGGUAAUUAUUCUCGUGCGAUGGGUCCCAGUGGGACUCUAUUAGUAGCUCUGAAGCAGUGCUGCUGCCCAAGCUCCGAAG
Molecule: messenger RNA, 921 nt
Organism: Aspergillus heteromorphus CBS 117.55
Lineage: Eukaryota; Fungi; Ascomycota; Eurotiomycetes; Eurotiales; Aspergillaceae
Product: putative GPI anchored cell wall protein
Exons: 3
Coding region: 174-665 (163 amino acids)
Source: RefSeq, a predicted model, not a curated record